AUUGCUAGUAAAACACAAAGCAAAAUUGAUGAUGCCUGACCCUCAACUUUUUGUUUCUUUGUAAGGGGCUAGAAACAGAAGUGAAUCAUGCUGCGAAGCAAGAAUACAUGUUUUGCUUAACCAGUUUCUUCAAGGAAUCAGGGGGUUAACCUAUGGAGAAACCAUAUCUAAAUGCCAUGGCUGGAAAGUUGACCAAUGAAGAAGAAGAAUUGAUGUCUGGUACUUCUUACCAUGGUCAGCUGCCGGAUUAUAUAAGUGGCAGUGGGUCCCCUCCACGUGAACAUGGUUUUCGGCCUACAUUCCUCCCAGAAGAACAGCCAAUCAACAUGGUCCAACCCAGUUUGAAGAUGAACGACAAGCCCAGAACUGAGCCAGUGGUGGUGAACUUUGCAUUAUCAAAGAGUCAGAAUUUAAAAUCAACAUUGUUUGAGUGUGAAUCCCAGGACUCUGCUUCAUCUGACCCUGAAACCAAGCAUUCAAAAGUUCCACAUUCCUUUAAGACCAGUACAAGUUUAGUAGAACACCAUGGAUUGCAAGAGGAAACCCCAAAUUCACAAUCCGAUUCAGAUCAGUUUUCAUACCAAACACUUGACUUGUCACAUUCAGAGAGUCAAAGUAUUGAUGGCCUUAUUAAUCCAGUGUCAGAAGUGGGAUGUCAACAUUCUUUUAAAGAAACAAGUAGUAAAGUUAAUCCAAAAAGAAGGAGUCGCAAGGCCAAGGGUUUAGUUAGGAAAAAAGGGGUAAAGUGUUCUAAAGACAAUGCUCUUUCGUUAGGAAGCUCAAACCAAGGUCCUUCACAAGGUUUAAAAUUGGAUUUAAAUGAAGAGCAAUUGUCAGCUAGUGUAGGGAAAAGCAAGAGUCCUGGAACAAGGAGGAAUCCUGUUUUAUCUUCUUUGCUUCAUGCUAAAGCAGAAGCUAGUGAAGUAGUUUGUGCCGAUUUACCGGUUGACCUGUGUUCAAAGACGAAAGAUGUACAUGUAGAGUUGACAGAAGGAAGAGAGGGCACUGUGUCCACGAGACAUGAACGUCCCAGCAAGAUGGCGGAUGUGGAUUCUGGACACACCAAUACAGAAAAUGGAAAUCUUCCUAUGACUGAAGAAAAUAGUCUUGCGAAGUCUACCUCCGGAGAUUCCAAAGCAGAUCUUGGUCAGCGCAAAAAGAAGAAACGGAAGCUGUUAAGUGGGAAACCAGGUGAAGGAUCGGCUGUGUAUAAAAAUGUCAUCACACGAGGUUUGGUCAUGGAAGGAGGCGGGUUAGGCAUACAGGCCGCACCGGAAAUCAAACCAAAGCAGAAGCGGUAUAGGGGUAAACAGACCGUGUUUUGUUGCUCUCUUUGCCCCAAGACGUUUCCCCUGAACUGUCGUCUAACGAAACAUCUGAAGACGCACGCAGGAAUAAAGCCGUUCAUGUGCACCGAGUGCGGCAAUUGCUUCACUCAAAACAGUUCACUGCAAAAACACAUGCGAACCCACACAGGCGAAAAGCCUUACGAAUGUCCCGAGUGCCACCGAACGUUUUCCGAGAGCGGGACCUUGGUGCGCCAUCGGCGGACUCAUAGCGGGUACAAACCGCACCCGUGUCCACACUGCAGUAAACGAUUCGCUCAGAAGAACAGCCUGAAAAUCCACAUUCGCUCUCACACGGGUGAAAGGCCCCACAAGUGCCCACGGUGCCCCAAGAGUUUUGCCAGGCUUCGCUAUCUCAGCACGCACAUUCGCAUUCACACAGGAGACAAACCCUUCAAAUGCCCGGUGUGCUUCAAACCUUUUGCAGCUCAAAGCAACCUCAAGUCCCACAUGAUUACACACAGUGGGGAAAAGCCUCACGUAUGUAGGGUUUGCAACAAGUGCUUCUCGCACAAGAAAACUCUCCAGCAUCACACACGGACGCAUUUCGAAGAGGAUCCAUUCGCAUGCAGAGUCUGCGGAAAAGUUUUCGCCUACGCGAGUUCGCUUCACAAACACAUGAAGUCUCACGGGCCCAGCAAUCAGUUCUUCUGUAACGUAUGUGAGAGAAGCUUCUGCGACAACUUCUCCCUCAAGGGACACAUGCGAACCCACUCGGGAGAAGCUCCUUUCACGUGCUCAGUAUGCGGCAAGGGUCUCUACUACCGCAGCUCGCUCAAAAAACAUCUUCAGAGGCAUAACGACACGCCCGAAGAAAAGCUGGAAAAUGUGUCCGAGAGUUUAAGCUGAGUAGGCGGACGAUUUGGAUGUGUGUGGCCUUGGACCCACGUGCCACGUCAGACCUUUCAUAUGGCACAUUUUCUCGAAAAGAUCCUUCUAUGGCACGUGUAACCCAGUGGAACUAUGGGAGAAAACCGAAGAAUGUGUAAUUGAUUUCAAAUGCAGGGAUAUUUACUUCUCUUUUUAAAACACUUUGUUGUGAAACAGGCUCAGCCGUAAGAACGGAGUAUGAAAACACGAUUGUUGGUUUUGACCUUUACGUAUUUAGACUUCUCUAAACGACAUAUAUAAUUCGAGCCAUGUGGAUAACCUUAGAAAAGGAUGUGUAGAAUUUAUGUUUAGGAAGUGUAUAUGUGUUUGUGUAAUUUCUGAUGAAGCGUAAUUGCGGGUCAAAAGUACUUUAAGACAGGCUUCGGUAUGCUUCAUUAAGUUAAUUGAUUUCUGCUGACCCGAAUGUAUUAUUUCAUCUAAAGGUGUUAUGAAGUUCACCUUGAAGGUAUAUCAUUGGACCAAUUCUGUCUUUUGACACAAUAUUGAUUGCAUGGAAAAAUUCUUAGAGACAAUUUCUCAGGAGAUCUGAAGCAUUUAUAGAGAUGUAUGUGUACAAUUAUUAUGCACA
This is a messenger RNA of Liolophura sinensis, 2805 nucleotides long. Its product is annotated as zinc finger protein 34-like. Gene Ontology annotation, biological process: regulation of gene expression. The record is from RefSeq and is a predicted model, not a curated record. NCBI's taxonomy places the organism in Eukaryota, Metazoa, Mollusca, Polyplacophora, Chitonida, Chitonidae. The coding region runs from base 153 to 2195 and encodes 680 amino acids. Gene Ontology annotation, cellular component: nucleus. The transcript is spliced from 2 exons.